AUGCUACAUAUAUAUACCAAGAAGCCCCCUUUGAAACUACGCAAGGUAAGGAUGAGGAAUCAUGGCAUGAGUUUAGCCUGACAAUGCACUGUAUAGAGUGUACAGUGGUGCCUCGCAAGACGAAAUUAAUUCGUUCCGCGAGUUUUUUCGUCUAGCGAAUUUUUCGUCUUGCGAAGCACGAAAUCCCAUAGGAAUGCAUUGAAAUCCAAUUAAUGCGUUCCUAUGGUCAAAAAAAGUCCAAACAAAGCCAAAUUUGGUACAACAAGAGUUUAUUAAGUGCUCUUUAAAGUCACACAUACUGUAAAGAGCAUUUCAAAAACUGAAGGAACAAUAAAUUAAGUUUCUAAACAUGACAGGAAAAACAUUUAAAAAUCAACAAAGUGUACAUUACAUUUUCUAAGACUCUGGGGGACCACUCGAAGAAGGUUCCUCUUCCACUCUUUGCUUCUUGCUUAAGAACCUGUCCAUGGUUUGCUGCUUCAUCCGCCUUUUCAGCACCUCCCUGAAAGGCGACAUGACCGUCAUAUCAAAAGUGUUCGCAAGGUCACGUGCCACGUGCUUGUUAGGGUGGUUCCGCUCUGCAAAAGCCUGCACAUCCUUCCACUUCAUGCAAAUGUCCCUCAGUUCUUUGGAGGACAGCCGUUCCUCAGUUGCUUCCUCCUCUUCCAGCGAGGCCUGCUCCUGCGCAGCCUCUGCCUGCAGUUCGACCAGCUCCUGGGUGGUCAGCUCGUGGUCGUGCUCCUCCACCAGCUCGCUGACGUCCUCCUCUGUGACCUCCAGGCCCAUGGUCCUCCCCAAGGCAACAAUGUCCUGCACCACUGUUGACUCUGGUGCAUCAGAGUCACUUGGUGCCACACAGUCCGGCCACAGGCUGCGCCAAGCGCAAUUCAAAUUUCUCUGGCUGAUCCCUUUCCAGGCCGUGGUGAUCAUCUUCAAGCAGGUGACGAUGUCGAAGUGGUCCUUCCAGAAUUCCCGCAGGGUGAUGGUGGUGCAAUCAGUCACCUCGAAGCAUCGCCUGAAAAGCUCCUUGGUGCAGAGUUUUUAAAUUGGCGAUGACCUGCUGAUCCAUCGGCUGGAGCAGUGGCGUGGUGUUAGGCGGCAGGAACAUGAUGUUGAUGAAGCUGAACUCCUCCAACAAGUCCUCCUCAAGGCCUUUAGGAUGAGCAGGAGCAUUGUCCAUCAGAAGCAAAGCCUUCAGCGGCAGGUCGUUGUCCAGCAGGUACUGUUUGACAGCAGGGCCAAAAGCAAGAUUGACCCAGUCCACAAACAGCACACGUGUGACCCAAGCCUUACUGUUGGAUCGCCACAUGACACUCAGCUGCUCCUUGUCGACCUUGUGUUUCUUGAAGGCCCGUGGGUUCUCCGAGUGGUACACCAGCAGGGGCUUGAUCUUCAGGUCGCCGCUUGCGUUGGCACAGAAGAGCAGGGUCAGACGGUCCUUCAUGGGCUUGUGGCCAGGCAACUUGGCCUCCUCCUGCGUGAUGAAAGUCCUUUUGGGCAUCCUCUUCCAAAACAGCCCGGUCUCGUCGCAGUUGAAGACCUGCUGUGGAACGUAGCCCUCCGUCUUCACAGCCUCCAGGAACUCCAAGGCAAAGUCUUCAGCCGCAGGAACAUCAGAACUGGCAGCCUCUCCAUGCCUGACCACACUGUGGAUUCCAGAUCUCGUCUUGAACCGGUCAAACCAGCCUCUGCUUGCCUUGAAGACUUCUGGCUCGCCUGAGGUUCCUGGCUGUUCCCGGAUGAGGUCUGCGUGCAAGGCCUUGGCCUUCUCACAAAUCACGACCUCAGUCACUGUGUCCCCUGCACGCUGCUUCUCUUCUAACCAGAUGAGGAGCAACUUCUCGACCUCCUCCAGAACAGCUGGGCGGUUCUUCACGAUCCUGGUGACUCCCUUGGCUGCAUCAGUCGCAAGGAUCUUCUCCCUCAUCUUCAGGAUGGUGCCGAUGGUCGAUGGGUUCCUGCCGUACUCCCUGGCGAGGUCUGUCACACGCAUUCCACCGUCGUGCUUCCGGAUGAUCUCCUUCUUCAUUUCCAGCGUCACCUUCUCCUUCUUCCUCUCGCCGGCCUCUGCAGCAGCAGUCUUCUUGGGUCCCAUGGCAGCACAGCUCCUAGCUUCGUAAACUCAGGAAAAAAAAAUAAUCAGUGCUUCACACCCAAAAAAUUCAAAAGCACCCAGCCACCCACCACACAGGAAUUCAAACCCAGAACCAAGUCCUUGAAUUCCAAACACCCAACUCAAAAUCCAAAACCCCCCAAAAAAGUUAAAAGUUUAACUUACGAAAUGGCUGCAAAUCACCAAAGUCUUCAAAAUCCUCAAAUGGCUGCAAAAGAAGUUUUGGAAAAGCUUUAAAAAUCACCAAAGUCUUCAAAAACCUCAACUGUUCCCCCAGCCACCCACCCACCACACAGAAAUUGCAAACCCCUCCCCAACUGUUGCAAACCCCUCCCCAACUGCUCCCCCAGCCACCCACCACACAGAAAUUCAAACUCAGAAAAUUUUUUGAAAAAAAACAACAUGGCCCAAUGGUCACAGAAAAUCAUAAAAAUGCAGGAAAAAACCACACAAGCUCCCAGAUUCUUGCAAACCCCUCCUCAACUGUUCCCCCAGCCACCCACCACACAGAAAUUCAAACCCAGAAUUUUUUUUAAAAAAAAACAGCAGAGUGCCCCAAUGGUCACAGAAAAUCAUAAAAAUUCAAAAAAACCCACACAAGCUCCCAGAUUCUUGCAAACCUCUCCCCAACACCAAGUCCUUGAAUUCCAAACACCCCAACCCAAAAUCCAAAACCCCCCAAAAAAGUUUUAAAAGUUUAACUUACCAAACGGCUGCAAAAGAAGUUUUGGAAAAGCUUCAAAAAUCAGCAAAGUCCUCAAAAACCUCAGAAAAGGCUACCACACCGUGUGCAAUGUGUUGCUCCUCGAAGUCAAGUCGCAACUGCACCUCUUCAAGCAAUGCACCCUGGGUAUUAACGGUUUUACGAAAAAGGAAACAAACUUGCAAGACGUUUUCGUCUUGCGAAGCAAGCCCAUAGGGAAAUUCGUCUUGCGAAGCAGCUCAAAAAACGGAAAACCCUUUCGUCUAGCGAGUUUUCCGUCUUGCGAGGCAUUCGUCUUGCGGGGCACCACUGUAAGAAGAAGAGUUUGGAUUUGAUAUCCCGCUUUAUCACUACCCUAAGGAGUCUCAAAGCAGCUAACAACCUCCUUUCCCUUCCUCCUCCACAACAAACACUCUGUGAGGUGAGUGGGGCUGAGAGACUUCAAAGAAGUGUGACUGGCCCAAGGUCACCCAGCAGCUGCAUGUGGAGGAGUGGGGAAUCGAACCUGGUUCACCAGAUUACAAGUCCACUGCUCUUAACCACUACACCACACUGGCUCAUAGCUGUCAACUUUCAGAUUUGAAAAUAAGGGAUCAGCAGCUUCACCUGUCCCGAGGACAAUCUACGGGAUAUCUAACAAUCCGGGAUAGCAGUGGGAAUCAGCGCUGGAAUAAGGGAAUUUCCCGCAAAAAAAAGGGAAGGUUGACAGCUAUGCACUGGCUUCACUGGAGGAUAAGGCUAAGAUGCCCUCUAGCAUCCUUAGACUGGUUAGCCAGAUGUCUCUGAGAAGACCAUAAACAGGGCACAAAGACAAAUGCCUCUACUGUUGUUCGUUCCCAGCAUCUGGUAUCCAGAUAUGUAUUGCCUCUGAACACAGGAUCUAUUUUACCCAACAGUUAUUUAUAACAAUUCUGCACCCACAACUGCCUUUAAAGGUAGGAUGUUUAUUUGCAUGUGUCAUUAGUAGGUUUUUCAUGCCACUUCUGCCUUUAUCCUGUAGCUCUGUCCUGGGAAAGGUCCAGAGCUACAAGCCAAUUAUCUGCUUGGACAAGGCAGCAGCCAGCUAGAUCUCUCCUAGCUCCUCAGUCCAGAGAGCAGUUUGCUUUCUCCUUAGGCACAAGACGACAGCACAAUAUGCAGGGUGGGUGAGGUGAGACCCUAGCCCUUCCCACAAACUCAAUCCCAGACUUCAGGUCUUAAUUAGGAAUCAUCAUCAUAUUUUAAAAAACAAAAUAGAAAUGAUUCUUCCUCUCUCUCCUUCCAGCUUACUGAAAAAUAUGGCAAUGUCUUCAGCCUUCAGAUUGGAAGCAUGUGGAUUGUGGUUGUGAAUGGAUUCCAUCUGGUGAAAGAGGCUCUUGUCCAUCAGGGCAAAAACUUUACAGAUCGUCCAAAAGCCCCAGUUGCCAAUGAAAUAUUUAGGUAAUUGAGUGAGGUUUUUUUAAUAUGGGCAAUUAUUUAAAUGAUUACAAUUUCUCAAGUUUAAAUUUUCAAGGCUGAUGAGAUCUUUCCUUCAUUUGUAUUUCUUCAAUCUGGUUUGAAGAGUACAAAUUAGGUAGAUUCUCAUUUAAAUGUAAGCAAAAUUGAAUUUCCCUCAAUCCGUACACACAAUACAAAUUUAUGUACCUGAAAUGUGUCUAUUCCAAAAUCCUAGAAACAAUUUCCAAAGCUGUUCAGUGUUCCCAUUUGCCUGACUGGCAAAAUGAGAUUCACGGUAGCUCUCCACUAACACAGUCUAUUCUCCCUCUUCGCUAGGAAAGUGAGCUUGCCCUGGACAGCAGUUGGCGAGGACCGAGUUUUUCCUUUUCUUUGCUGUCCUGAUUCAGAAGUUUGCUCUCCAGGCUCCAAAGGAUGUGACAUUAAGCCUUCGCUUUAGGCUGGAGUUACGUUGUUGCCGCUGCCGUAAAAGGUGUGUGCAUUCUGUUGCUAUGGUGGGGGAACAUAUUUUAUGCUGUUUUAUUUUAAGUAGGUUUAGCAGGAUUACCUCCUCAGUUUUUGUUCUUAUUGCCCAUUGGUUCCAAUUACCAAUGUCUUUUCAUGAUAACAGUAGUCAGUUGAAAGUGACCGUGGUUAGUUAGAAACAGACAUGCAGUGCUAGCUUAAGCAUGUCUACCCAAAAGUCCCAGGUAAAUAGGCUUAGGGUGCUGCUUAGUCCAAUAAGACUUUAAAGCUGCUCUUCUCCGAAGCAGCAAAUUGUGGAAGUAAAAGACUCUUUACUUAGCCAUGCUAGAUGUUUAGAAUCAUGGAAUUGGAGUGUUGGAAGGGCUCCCAUGGGUCCAACCCCCUGCAACGCAGGAAUCAAACUUGUAGUGCAUUGAGGAUGAUCCAAGGAGAUGGGAGGCAAGCACUACAGGCUAAGCAAAAUACACACAAACACUGUAAUUUAUCAGUGCUGACAUAUUUAUUAUACAAUUUGUUCGGCGCAAACUCUUGCACCGUUUAAAAUAAGCAUUGCGUGCUGAGGUCUCCAAAACACCCCUACCCCAAUAACUCACACAUCACACAUAAUUUUUGUUUAAGGUUUUUGGCAUAAUUUUGGCCACAACUUUAUUAAAAUACAAAUUGUGAGUGGUUGCUUAGGCAUUGGUUAUGACUAGCUGUCCCCCCCCGCCUUGGGGGACAGCACUGACUCCCGGAUUCCAGCGAGAGCCAGUGUGGAGGAACAAGAUCAGGGAUAACUGGAGCUGCGACACAGACCCUCAGCUUCUCCCCGCAUGCUCCCAGGAGCUUACGCGGCCCGCACCCGAUUCCAGGGGUUUGGACGAGAGGAUGGUAAGCCCCUGAAUUCCUUUAACGGAAUUCCCGUGCAGCAGCAGCAUUGGAGGGGCAGGCACAGCCAAUCCAUAGCCCUCCACCAACCAAUUUAAACCAAUGCCUAACCGCCACAGAGCCUUAGCUCACUGCCAAACCACUCACAAAUGCAACCCUUCCUUCAAUCCCAAAGCAACCGUAGCCAACCAGGUGUCGUUCCCUAUAGGGGAAAGAUGCAUCCUAAAAGGGGCAGCAGCCUUGAAGGUAAUCACAGGGUGCAAAAUCACGGAACCACCUGAAGCAAGGACCUAUUUUAUUUUACUUUAUUAUUUAUUAUUUUUUUUAUUUUAUUUUAUUUUCCACCACCUUAUUAACAUGCUUUCUGGCCUCCUCGGUGGUAGUUUGUUUAGGCAUUGGUUCCCAACUAGCUGCACCUGACCUCAGCAGGGCAGCACUGACGACUGGGCCCCACCAUAUCGCCAGUACCAGUAAACAGCGUGGGGGGCAUGAAUUUGCCCACAACUUUAUUCAAAUACACACAAGUGAGUGGUUGCUUCCUUCAAUCCCAAAGCAACCGUAGCCAACAAGGUGUCGUUCCCUAUGGGGGAAAGAUGUACCCCAUCAGCCCUAAAGAGGGCAGCAGCCUUGAAGGUAAUCACAGGGUGCAAAAUCACGGAACCACCUAAAGCAAGGACCUAUUUUAUUUUACUUUAUUAUUUUUUGUUUUGUUUUAUUUAUUUAUUUUUUAUUUUAUUUUAUUUUAUUUUAUCUUCCACCGCCUUAUUAACAUGCUUUCUGGCCUCCUCGGUGGUAGUUUGUCUAGGCAUUGGUUCUGACUAUCUGCACCUGACCUCAGCAGGGCAGCACUGACGACUGGGCCCCACCAUAUCGUCAGUACAAGCAAACAUCGUGGGGGGAGCAAUGAACCAGGAUCAGACUCAAGCGCACCCCAAAUGCUCCAGGGACCCUUGCGUGGCCCUACCCCUCGAAAGGGGUCGACAAAAGCAUGGCGAAUCCUUGGAUUCCUUUAAUGGAAUAUCUUUGCGCAUUGGAGGGGACAGGUGCUCCAACCCCCCCUCCAGACCAUCUUGAACCAAUGCCUUAAAUUAUUUUGAGUCCAGGGAGAGCUGCCAUCAACUCAAUCCAAGCCCUCUUGCAUGCAGGAAUGCAAACUUAUGCUGGAGGAAGACAGCAAAUCAUUCUCGCCCAGCUGUACCACCAGCACUGCGGGAGGACCUGCACAGGUCACACUCGACCGCACCAAAGGAAGGAUCUCUUCCCAAAGCAUUCCCCAUCUGGACAGCCAGUAUAUGUUCACAUGGGCAGGAAGACUGAGAUGGCGCCCCAGUCCAGACUCGUCAGCGCGCUUGCCAGCCCAGUGUACAAUGCUGUGGCCCAAAUGUGCACAGCUGCUCCUAUGAAAAAAGGAAAUAACAGACAAGCAUCAGCACAGACAUCAUUGUGACACUUCCUGAUAUAACCCUUGUCAGCGUCAGACUUCCAAUGACCUGUAUUCAAAAUCCUGUCUACUGACAGGCCCCCAGUGUGCAGCCUUUGCAGCAGCACCUGUUCGGAAGGAAUGAGGCGUGUUCAGCGGUAAGCAAGCCGCAGGCCGUAAUAACUGGUGCACGAGGUAAGCACAUUGAUGCUUGGCUAACGGGAACCCAUUUUCAUGCACUAGGAGCGGGCCAGCCCCCAGGGGAAUGAAAAGCCAAAUAUUCUGUUAUCCAUAACCGGGCAAGGGCCCUCCUCACCUGUGACGGGAAGCCUGAUUGUGGCAAUCCUGCCCACUAAGUCUGUUUUAGAGUUCCCAACUCUAAUGACCAGCUCCAAAGCAGAUAAGGAAAAGUCCUGAAGCAAUAAGCCUCCAGACUCUCAGCCCCGUGCUGGCACCAACAACCAUUUCCCCAACCCUCAGUGCACCAAAAGGCAAUGGAAUACUGAAAGGAGUCUCGCCUUGAUCUUUAACCAGCAGACAAGUUUUAACUUGUUGCAGCUACUGCAUAGGUAAAAAUUGACAGACUUCCUGCCCACUGUCCUAUGAGGUUGGAGCCUAUUCCAACCUUCCAAGGCCCUGCACACUACAUACUUUAUACAAGGGUCUCUGAAAAAUAAAGCUUCAGUAUAACAGACAUUGCAGCGGACUGAAUUCUAAUAGUUAUAACAGCACGCCCAAUCUGCAGCAGGUGGACCAAAUACUGCAGAAUCUGCUCAGAGGAUGGGGGCCAGUUCAUCUGAAUGGCCGAGGACUGCCAGCUUAAGGCUAAGAAAUCCAUCCAGGCCUUCCCAUAAGAGCUAAAAGCAGAAGGGGAAAUGGAAGCUGCUGCUCUCUGUAAUUACUAAUUGUUGUCAAAAUGCCACAGGUGGUCUGGAAAAAUCUGGCAGUAGCUGAGUGUCUGGAGCCCAGGAUCUGAAGCGCUCCAUCUGAAAAUGGGAUAGAGUGUCAGCGACAUCAUUAGAGGAUCCCGUAAUCAGGAGCAGAAAGCACAAUAUUAAACCUUAAGCGGCGCAGCUCGAAAACGUGAGCGGAGGGGCGGAGACUCUGCUGGAGCGUGAGGACUGUUUUGCCAAGACGCUCACCACUACCUGGUUAUCAGGCCAAAAGCAGAUCCGAUGGUCACUGGACUCCUCGGGCCACAUGUGAACUGCUACUACAAUGGGGAAAACUCAAGAAAGUUAGGUCACAUGAUUGCCUCACCACACCGGGCUUGAGGCCAUGGCUUUGCACACCAGCAGCCCUUGAAAUAAUAGCUCAGUGCUGGUGCAUCUGGAUUGCAUGCAGAAGGCACCAGAUUCUAUCUCCAGGUAUGUAGGGAAAUAUCCCUUGCCUGCCAGUGAAAUGCUUGCCUGAAUACAGCUAUUGUGUUCCCAAUCUGUUGUUCCAGUCUGCAGGGAAGUCCAGGGCUGGCAGCCUCAGACCCCUGGGCUGGAUGUGGCUCUCCUGCUUGUUCUGUACCACCCUUGGGCUAUGCCCCUCUCCAGGCGACAUUGCUCACUGGCUGUGCUGUUCAAACUGGAGAGCUUUUGCUUGGUUAGAAUGUGUACUUUAAUUGAGAUCUACUGUAGUGCCUUUUGCUUGCCCGGAGGAUGAAGCAAUGGGUCUGACUUUUGCAGAGCUGGAAUGCAGCCUACUGUGCAAAAGUAACAGAGGUUUCUACGCACCCAUUACUUUGUUCGCUUGCAAGCUACUACAUGCCUCCUGUGUCACUGACCGGGGAGUGGGAAAUUCUGCUCAGGAGCAACAGCAUCACAGCCUUUGUAACAGCAGAUCCUACCCCCACCCCACCCAGCCACAGGGUGGUGAAUAGCUCCACAGUGCUUUCUGUAUUCAAGCCAAGAUUUUUGUCUGUGCUUGCUUACUUGUUCUGUAGAAAGCUAGCAGUUUCAAGAGUUAAGACAUUUUACUGCAAGCAGAUUAUGAGUCAUGGUGACAUUAUAAAGAGGCUUAGCAGCUACAAACAAGUUUCUGGCUACUCAGAAGCUGGCUACAUCACUUCUUCCAGAUGUUGCUUAACCACCCACAUUUUAGGUGGGAGAGUAAGUGUGGAGGGACUGCAUCACACUUGUAGAAACCUAGGCCACAUAGCACUGAUAGAGGUGAGUGCUUGCACAAACAGAGGUUCAGGGACCCAAGAUAACAUGACACAUGCAUUCAUCCAAUGGCAAUGCUCUGAUGGCUCCAUCUUGUUUGAUGCAAAACAAGAAAACGUGUUAUGAUCUGCUUAGUUGCUGUGUAAAGCUCCUGUAGGAUAUAUGGAUUCAAUACAAAGGAGGCACAUGACAAAGUUUACAGUUGUUGGUAUACUGUGCUUCUGAGGUGCUUAAUAAUACUUAUUUUCUGCAGCUCUCACAAAUUAGUGUGUUUUGUAGUUUUGGGAGUGGGGGUAAACAGACUGCAGCUGGUAGGAGUAUGCAGUGGGUUUGACAAGACUGUAACGCAAAGGGUGCUGAUAAAAUAACCAGAGACCACAAAAUUAAUGUCAAAAGGUUUUAAUGUGAAUAUAAAAGAGUAUUUCUUGAAUCAAGAGUAAAACCAUGUUUACAAAUUAGUGCAAUUUCCUCCUCUAUUUCUAUACAGCCCAUUUGCUUUGCACAGGAUCAGACUUGUACACAUCAAAUAGAUUAGACCCCGGCAAGUCUAACAGAAAACCUGAAGUCAGGCCUAUUUAUCCUUACUGAAGAAAAAACAUUGGUAUUGCUUACAAUUAUGUGAAUCCAAGCAAAUGGUUAUUGUAGAAAAGAACAUUUUUUAUUAAUGAACUAAAACUUUUCAUUAAUUCUACUGCAUGUUUUAGUCUGGUCGCGUUCUUACAGAAACUUGUCUAAAUGUAUGCAUGAUUUUUAAAAGUUGGUUAAAUCACAUAUCCCAUAAUUAGCCAUAGUGUCAAUUCAUAAAUUGUUAUACAAACAAAGUGCUUUUACUCUAAUGAAAAUAAACAUGCAAUCAAUACAGGGAACAAAGUGUUUAAGCACCACUUGAGGUUUUUACACAAUCCCCACUGAAAGGAAUGGAGAUUGUGUGGGAGUAGUGAUAGGUUUUGUCAAUGAUUGCCAAACACUGUACAACUUACUAAGCAGUAAUUGCAGCCCAAACCUGAUUAAAAUAUGACUGCAAGGUUUUGCGGGACCAACACUUGGUGAACCAGUUUCUAUGCUACAUUUUUAAUUAAUGAAGAAUUACAGAUGAAGGGUGAUUGCAAGUCUCCAUCAGCUCAAGUAAGUCUGCAUCUGACAUCAAUUAAUAUUACUUUAUUAGAGAGACUGCUUUUUCAGACAUAGUGUGUAUGCAUCAACAUUUUCAUCCCAUCUAAGCACAGCACAUUUUAAGGACUUAACAUAGAUAAGUAACUCCUUUGCAUUAUGUUCAAAUCAAAGAAAUAUUCCACACUAAGGCUGCAAAUAUUCCACACUAAGGCUGCAAUCCUAUACAUACUUACAAGAGUAAGUACCAUUGAACUCAGUGGGGCUUACUUCUGAGUAGACAUGUAUAGUAUUGCCCUGCAAGCAAAACGCAAGAGAGACUAACUCAAUUCAUAGUUAAAUAAAACCAGGAGAAUCAAAAUUCUGAAUUCAAUUGCUGGUGAUCAAAUAGCUGAAUUUUAUUACUCAAAGGAGGUAGUUUAAGUUUAGAAACUAAACACCAAGUAGUCCACCACAAAUUCAGUUGCACACAAUUACUACAUAAAAUUGCUAUGGCUGCAGAUUCACAAGUUUACCUGUGCAAUGAUUGAGCUGCUAUGCCUCCAUGGACACUCAGUGCAAUCCAGUAGCAUGAAAAUAUGCACAUAAAGGGGUUGCCCACACAUUUCCUCUGGCCAAACAGCCAAGCCUAGGAGCUGUGUAUAUAGCCUGUGAAUGGUCAGGUCACAUAGGUGGCAAUGGGCACAAUUUAGCAACAAUUCUACCCAGGAUAGCUGAAAAAUCUCUCUCUCUCUCCUUUUAGAUUAAUCCUUAUGAAGUUCAGCAUUCUGAGAGAUGGCUGCAAAAUGGUAAGUAGUAACAUUUUCUUAAACAAGUUGGGACUAAAAAGAACACAUGGCAGUAAAUAUGCUUCUCUGCCAAAAAAACUCCCCAUCGAGUUCUUCCAUAGAUGUGUAAUUGAAAUCACCGACAUAUCUACUUUGUCUCUUAGUUCGUUAAAGAGCUCAAACUUUCUAAGAUUACAUGGGAUGUGGCCCUCUGCUGACAGAACACUCUUUUUAAUCCAGUAGAUUGUGAGCAGAAAGUGAGGACGGAUGAGAUUUAAGAUUCCCCUCUUCCUUCUGCAAUCCCUCCAGAGGAUUGGGAGGUCCUUUGGACUAGUACUUAAAAGUGGCAUAGGGGACUGAAGGAGGAAUAUGUGGAAAUAAACUUCUGCUCCCAUGUACUCAUAGGAGCUUUCACAAGAUCAAAGGCCCUUCCAUUAGCCAGGGGACAUGACUGGCUUCAGCCCAUGGAAUUUGUAAUUAAAAAUAAUGUUACCACCAUCAUUCUGUUCCAUCUAACAGAGCAGUGAUGGCCAAACUUGGCCCUCCAGCUGUUUUGGGACUACAAUUCCCACCAUCUCUGAUCACUGGUCCUGUUAGCUAGGGAUGAUAGGAGUUGUAGUCCCAAAACAGCUGGAGGGCCAAGUUUGGCCAUCACUGUAAUAGAGCAAUGCCAAACUACCACAAAAACGUAAUCUAAGAUAGAGUACAGCCAUAUUUUUCUGGCUCUUUGACAUGGAGGUAGACAAUACCAAGACACAUAUGCAGCAGAGUUGCAUCACCUAGCAUCCAACUCAGCCGCUCAAGUUAGCUGACACCAAGUCCCAUAGAAAUUAGUCAGUCCUGGCUAUUUAUUUAUUUUUUAAAUUCACUGCUUACAACAGAAUGUACAGCACAAUCUAAACUAUGCCCACUUGGAAUGGCGCUUGGACUGCAGCUUUAGUUGUUACUAACUUGAGCUGGAUUGGGGCCUUGAUGUUGACUUUCCUGUACUAGCAGUAGUUGUCAUACAGAACACACUAUAAAUUAAAGCCACUGAAGAAAAGUAUCCUAUGUAUGUGAAUUGUUAUCUGUGGAGACUACUCACUGCGACUAUAUUUGAUUACAAGAAUAUAGUAUAGUAUCAAAACAUUAAGCAACAUGCUACAAAAUUUGUAUUCACCAUUUCUCCCUACAAAUUCAGACCAGGGAAAAAGCUACCAAAAACACAAGUCAGCAGGUUGAACAGAACGGUAAGAGCUUAAUACCAAGGAGGUAGUCAACAGACAUGAAAUCUUGAAAAACAGCUAGAAGGACUGAAGGCUCAGUCAGUAGCACACUAUAACUUUACAGUGCUGGUAUUAAGUAUAGCACGUCAUUAAAAAACAGAAUUGUUAGACAUUUGUAGUAUCAGUUUCCACAUAAAAGCAUGUAAUACUGUAGUCACAUCAUCAGAUAUUUUAGGCCAGUUUUAAUAAAACGCUAAAAAUUUUAAAGUCUAAGCUGCAGUUAUUGAUUAUGUUAGUCCUCACCCCCCAAAAAACCCUGCAACUCAGAUUACAGACUUCAUUUUAUUUGCAGUAAUGUUCAAGGCUGCAUUACAUUUUAUAAACAUAAUUCUGGCCCAUGUGCAAGUAACUUUUUAAACACAGAGUCCACCUUAAAAAAUAACCAUGCAUUCCACCCUGUGAACAUGCACUUAAGUCUGCUCUUUGUGUCUGGAAUUACUGCUAUCGGCCUAAAUAAUAAUGUGCCUCAAUUUUUAAAAUUACAAAAUGGCUAAUUGCAACACAAAGUGCAAUGGUCUACUUCAUCAGAUGCACAAAGUAAACAGCACACGCAAACAACUGUGAGAAUCUUCCCUACUGCUUUUGUUCUCUGACCUGAUAAUGAUAGUUUUUAAAUGUUAAUAGCAUUUUGGAAGGCUUUAAAAGCAACCCUAGCAGCUUCUUACUAGGUAACCUACUCCAGCGACUCACCGUUCUCUGGAAUAGACUUCAAGCUCUUAUUCUGCAAAAGAUACAGCAACAAAUGAUGUCUACCUAAUGCCAUCAAGUUACUCCCUUGGAGCUCAACCCAGUACCUAGCCGUACCACAAUGGAGGGCUAGACACACAAGUGUCUGGGGCAUCUGCAGCCAAUCCUCAGGAGCAGCAUAGGAUCAGAGCCUUCCUCUCACUGUGCCACAGCUGAACACACUGCAUCCCUGCAUGAGCAGGACAUUACACGACAGAGACAAAAACACACACCACUCAGUAGUCUGGGCUCAAAACCUACUAAGGAAACUUCAGUCAAGGUUAAUUUUGCAACCUUUAAAAAGGCUGUAAUUUUACGUUUUUAUAAAAUAAAGACAUUGCUAGUUGAGUGCAAAUACAUAGACAUUUUGUCUUUCCUGAAUCCUUUUCAUUACAUAAAAUGGCGAUUUAAGGCUGCAGUCCAAACCCUGGCCAGGGGGCAGCAGAACCUAAUGGAGUAGCAGUCCCACUGUUAUAUCUUUAGCCCAGCAGGCAAAGAGCUGUCUCAGCUUGGGGCUGGUGAAGUGAUUAAGUCCUCACCAGGCCCAAUGAUGUCACAUCAAGGCAGUGCAGCUGGCUUGGAUUCCAGUUCCUUCCAGGCCAUCUGGCUCAGGUCCUCCCCACAGCACUCUUUUUCAGGGUUUUCUAUCGACCAGUGACCCCACUGACGACACUCCUAGCUCCCCCCUCCAACCCGCCCCAAAGGGGUGUUUGGACUGCAGCCCCAGUAGUUAUUACAAAACUGAAUGGGAGUUCAAUAAAGCUUGAAUGGACUUCAGCAGAACUACAGCAUUAGGUGGACAGUCCUGAAAUUAGUAAAUCAUUUUGGUUACAAUUUGCUUGCAGUCAAAAAUCCCUCAUGCCAUGAAUGCUGAAAAAUAAUGAUGGAUUUUCUAAUUUGGUCCUUGUUAUUUUUGUAACGUAGCAGAAGGUGCGGGGGUGGGGGAGGGGCGAGGAUUACUUUUCUUUGUGCAGAUGACAGUCAUAAAACUGUACUCCCACUAAAAUCAGUACACAUCCUAGACUAAAACAUUAAAUAGAAUUUUAAAUAGGAUGCCAAUUUUGGUAUUUAUAUAUACAUUAUGAAGACAAAUAAAACUCCUUUUGAGCUGUGCUUAUCGACACAUACCUCAGAUCUGUUUAAAAUCAAGAAAAGUAAUUUGACAUAUGUUGCUUUUUAUAGUCAUCGCUGGCCAAAUCAAAUUUACCAGCCUUAUGGGUCUCAGAUGUAAAAUAGCUGAUGCCCAGCAUCACAAUCACGCUCUUCGUCAGGUAGUUAAAAACAAAAGUUACAAAAUAAGUUAAGGACACUUUAGUGCACGAAUAUCCUCUGUGGUUUAAUCUGAUGUUGCAGGUGGUACUUUAACAGAAAGAUUCCUUCGGGUAUUGGUCACGUGCCGUUGCUGUGCAAGGAAAGAGCGCCCGGGUGUGCAGGGACCAGCGUCUUUGUAGGCAGCAUUCCCACUUAGGAGUCUAGAUUCCAUGCCCAGUUUAUGAAAUGCUAAGCUCUGGAAUGAAGCAAGAUUAAACAUGAUUCCUUGCAUUCCUUCCUGAAAACAGUUAAGAGAUUCUGGCAGCUAUUAUAGCCACUAUUACUCAAAAUUAUUAUUCAUACAUAUACCAUUUUCUGAAAGAAAUCAUACAAAGUAGGACAUUAAAGGUAAAGGUACGCCUGACCUAUAGGCCGAGGGAGUCGGCAUUUGUCCACAGACAGCUUCCGGGUCAUGUGGCCAGCAUUACUAAGCCGCUGCUGGCGAACCAGAGCAGCAUACGGAAAAGCCGUUUACCUUCCCGCCGGAGCGGUACCUAUUUAUCUACUUGCACUUUGACGUGCUUUCGAACUGCUAGGUUGGCUGGUGCAGGGACCGAGCAACGGGAGCUCACCCCGUCGCGGGGAUUCGAACUGCCAACCUUCCGAUCGGCAAGCCCUAGGCUCUGUGGGUUAGACCACAGAGGAGGACAUUGAAAGUAGGUAAUUUCGUAUUUUAAAUUUUGUAGAUUAUAAACCUAAAUUUAAAAUGCAUAUUAUAAAUCUAAAAGGAAACAUUAUGUAUGAUGACUCCACGGGGUUGUACAUGAUGCUGCUGUUCUACUUGCAUGGCAGAUUUCUGCUUGCAUAAUGAAACCUCCCCUGCAGCCCUCACUGCCUGCCCACUCAAAAAUCUUCUCCAAAGGAAGAGAGGAAGGAAAAUCCAAUUGUGUGAGCAGAACCCUGUGCAUGCAGUGCUGGAUUCAACCCACCAUCUUCUCAGAAGUCUGACUGGCUGCAGUGGUACAAUCUACCAAGCUCCCCACCCAUGCUACAGGACAACUUGCAAACAUGUCAGAAAAGUGGGCUGGGGGCCGUUGUUAUAUAGCAUUUAGCACACUGCUGAUGCUAAAUACAUAGUGGUUACAGUACCACUAGAGAUAUGGACCAUCUUCAUUUCUCAACAUAGAAAACAAUCCCUCAUUUCAAUAAAUGGGCAUUUCUGAAAUUUCAAAAUUCAGUAAUUGGUUUCUGACUAUUUUGGCUUCUGAGAAGUAUUAAUACUUACUUUCACAUAUUCACUCUCUCACACAAACAAGACACACUUUAGCUUACCUUGUUGUACCAUGCAGACACAAUUAACUUUUCUUCAUGGUCAUGUAGCCUGGCCAAUUUACAUUCUCCCUACAAAAAAAUUACAAAUUGUUAAGAUAUAGGCAAAGGAAAUUAUAUUGGCCCCAACAUUCAAAGUUAACCAAGUGAUCCAUGUUUACAUAAUUUUGUAAGAUGCUUCAUAAAUCUCAAUGAAUACUGGAGCUUGUAUUGAAUGCUCUGUUCUCUCUAUACUUUCCUACUAUGUAUGGUUAUAAACAAUGGUUUUCGAAAUAACUGUUCUCCUGGCUCUUCUGUAUAGCAGUUCCUGUAAUUAAAUUGGAAACAACAUCCAGAGGAGAUGCUAAAAUUGUUCUUACCUCAAGUGCUUCAAUUCUUUUAUCUUUCUCUGUCAGCUGUUUCCUCAGCAACAUGAUUUCAGCAGAUGCAGGAUUUAAUUUGGGGUCCAACGUUUUUAUCACCUGCAUAAAGAUGAACAUAAAUGAAUUUGGCAAACCUACCUCCUACCCAAUCAAAAUAAUUCAGCAGUAAGAUGUGCAACGCUUCAUUAAAAAAACAAAAGCAGCAGCACAAUGUAUUGUAUCCAACUAAGUUAAGAAACAGACGAGACCCACUAAAAUUAAUGGACCUACGUUAGUCAUGCCAAUUAAUUCCAACAGGUCCGCUCUAACACUGGUUAAAAAUGUCAACCAUAUAAAAGCACGUGUAAGCAUUUUGGUUGAUGUUGCUGAAUGAAAGCCGAAACAACAGAACUAGAAAAGCUGAACACAAAAUAUAGAAUGAAUCCACCUUUAAACAUGAUGGUACAGGUGUACCUUGGAUGCCGAACGCCUUGGUACUCCGAUGUUUUGGCUCCCGAACGCCGCAAACCCGGGAGUGUUCCAGUUUGCAAACGUUCUUUGGAACCUGAAUGUCUGACGUGGGUUCCACGGCUCCAAUUGGCUGCAGGAGCUUCCUGCAGCCAAUCAGAAGCCGAACCUUGGUUUCUGAACCUUUUGGAAGUUGAAUGGACUUCCGGAAUGGAUUCCGUUCGACUUCCGAGGUACAACUGUAGUUAGCACGAGAGAGGGGCUUCCAGUUCCAGAUUUGUAGGGAAAAAAACCUGACAUUUUAGAAAAUACUCACACUUCUUGCUUUUUCCAGGUACAUUUUAUAUCUCUCCUCCAUCGAUUUCAUAUCUUCAUCUUUCUUAUGCAGAGCUGCUUCCAGUUCUUCAAUUUUUUGUGCUGUUUAUCAGAAAACCAAAUGUCAUUAUUAAUGGAGACUGUGUCUUAUCGAAGCCUCAAAUAAUUGAUGAACUUGAGUUGGGAUACAGCAGGCUCCAGAAGGGUUCACUUUAAUUAUUUCUAUCCAUAAUAGGAACAACUAGGAGUUCCAGGCAAGUACCAUCGAACGAUAGCCAAGGAAGUCUGGCUUGUGGCGGCUUUUCUCUCUACUUUCACAUGGAGCUUCAUCAUUGUCCUUCGAGAAGCCCUGUAUGACACCAUCUCAUGGACAGCAACUCAAUCAUUUAAGAUUUAGUUAUCAGAGCAAGAGGAAAAGGACACCAUCUUCCCAUGUACCAGGUACCGUUCUUACAGACUAAUGGAAUAAGAUACCAAGCACGUAGCCUAGCCCAGGCAUGAGGAGAAACUGUAAUAAAACAAUAUUGGUGAUAAAAAUUAACAUUCACAUCAAAUCACUCACCAUUUUGAUUUAGAUCUGGCUGCAGGUCUGCAAGAAGCGCCUCCUUCUUCUGCAAUUCAUCAUGGACUUCACUCAAUUUUUCCCUGUAAGAUUCAAAAUCAAAGAUCAGGCCACAUCAGCAUUUCAUAUUCUCACGAGCCCAAAAUAGCCAGAUAAACUGCUCUAUACCAGCUACAGUCAAACCUCAGUUGUCGAACGUAAUCCAUUCCGGAAGCCCGUUUAGUUUCCGAAAUGUUGCACAACCGAGGUGCAGCGUCCGAUUGGAUGCAAGAGCCUCCUGCACUCAAGGAGAAGCCACGUCGGACGUUUGGCUUCCGAAAAAUGUUCAAAAACCGGAGCAUUUACUUCCGGGUUUUUGGCAUUCGGGAGUUGAGGUUUGGCUGUAUUACUAUAUUUUCAAAAACGAACUGGAAGCAAGAAACACUAACAAAUUAGCUGUAAGGCAAACUAUCCCAAAUCAAAUAUAUAAAUUUUCAGAGCAGACACUUAGGAAACAGAAGAUACUCAAUGGUUUUCUAUGACAAAUACUGUAGGUCUUGUCUACACAAAGAACUGGAAAGCUUUUUUAAAAAAGUAGUGAAGGUUUUAAAAAAAGUUGUUGGUAUAUUCAAACCUGCUUUGGGACAAUAUGCAAUUUAAUUGCUACAGUUCUGAGUGACUACAGAACAUUACAAAUACCAUGCUGGAUAUGGAGUGAUGCAGGGGAAGACAAGUGAAUGAAUGAGAUCAUCAAUCAGGCAGGAGCAUUCGGUGGCGUCCUGGAAACAGGAUCAUAGCUACUGACUGAGACAGUGGGGGCAGGGCAGGCAGGGCAGUGCUGGCAUACCAGCAGAGCCAACCUGGUGCUCCUGCCCCACCCCAAUCUCAUACUGCCCUGCCCCCACACAAUCAUGGUAAGUGGAAGUGACACAACUGCUGGCAGGCCAGUUCCAUAGCACCACCCUACUGGCUCCUCCAACAGGGUUAUGAAGCUGUCUGCUUGCAUCAAGAAUGUAGAGUAUUGCAGGGAGGGCUGAUACGGGUUGGAAUAACUUCUUUAAUGCCCAUGGCAGCAUCCCUCUCCUUCCACAGCAGGGAAGGGACAGAAGACAUGAAUCAACUUGCAUAUAGUCAAAAAGAAUCUCUCAUGCUUUAUGUUUACACACAUCCAGCACACUAAAAUAAAGUAUAUGCUAAUCUUGUAACUUACAUAUGUGCUGCUAUCUUCUGCUUCAGCUUGCUGGACUAUAAAAACAACAAACAUUUAUUAGGUCUUAUCAGUCAUAUACAGGACAGUAAUUUAUUCCCAACAGUAACCAGUUCUAGUAGCUGCAGAUGACACACACAGGUGCUAGUUUAGUGCUUAAUGAUUGCUUCCAACAAUGUAAUGUUGGGAGGCCUCUCUCCAAAGAUGACUUAAGCAAAAGGUGUUUUGUAAUUUUCUUUGUCACUUAUUCUCACCAUCACUCAGGAGGACUAAAGAGAUUGUUUUGCAUGUGAAACUCAGAUUCAAGUUCCCCACCUCCUUUUUCAAAAGCUUUUUCUAAUCAUUUCAGAAUGUUUGCUUUUCAGUUUGUUUUUCCAUUUUACAUGGCUAAAGAUAUGUUUUCAUUGUAAACAGAGCCUUCAGCAACAAAAUCAUGGUGCUAGGACAACAAACAGCAGGAAGCUGUAUUAUGAAAACUAUCCCCAUCUAAGACCUACCCCUUCCCCUUCAGUCUUGGAUUCUUGUUCCUGCAAGGUCUUCUGGAGGUCCUCAAUCUGCUGCUGCAGCUCUCCAACCCGCUCCUUGCUCAGCCUACGGAGAAGCAUUUUUUAAAGAACACAAAUGUUAUAUGUACAUCUAACAAUCCAAUUGCUAAUCGUCAGAAUUCAAGUAUAAGAAAAAAAAGAAGUCAACUUUCUGGCAGAUUUGACAGCUGCUUUGUCCUUUUUAUUUUGCGUUUUUGCACUUAUUCAGUAUUUAUCAUCCACUGCUUGUAUGCUAUAUGUUUGGUUAUGAGUCCUGCACCCAUUCUAUGGUAGGUUUCCCCAAAAAAUCUGUCAACAAACUUUGGGUGGAAGUCAGUGUCAUGCUAGAAGAAUGUUCUGCCUGUGCAAGUACUGCAGCUUGCUAGGCGGAAUGACCCCCAUGGCCUGAGCCAAUUUCAGGAGGCUUAUAGCGGGGAGCAGAGAGGGGAAAGACCAGUCAUGCAAGGGAAAGUCCUGGUGCAGGGCUCCAGCAGACAGGGUUCAUUAGUCAAAUCCUGCCCUUUUAAGUGGGGGGGGGGAGGAUACCUGUUUUCAGUCUCUAAUUCAUUUAUUGUUCGAUGCUUUUGUUCUAGCUUCUCUUGAAGCUCCACAAUUUGUUCAUUUUCUGAUCCCUCUUGUUGCAAGUGGAGCAUCUUGUUUUCAUGCUGUAGCCGGAUGAACAUUUCUCUGAGGUUCAAACACAAAAUUAUAAACAAAGGUGUUUUACAAGAAGUUUAGCUUUUAUCAGUGGCAUUUCCCCCACAAAUAUAUAUAACGAGGCAUUCUACAUUACAAUGUACAAGUAUCAAGUAUGGCUGUAGAACAGGUCAUAUGAUAUUAUUUCAAUUUCACUCCAGUAAAAAAGCCUUGACUCAGAAAUUCAAGGCUGUUAAUACUAUACAGUGGUACCUCAUGUUACGGAUGGGAUCUGUCCUGGAGGCCCGUCCAUAACAUGAAAUGCCCACAGCUCGCGAUAUAGCACUUCUACACAUGUGCAAGCAGCGAAACCCAGAAGUAACACGUUCCGGUACUUCCGGGUUGCCAUGGGACGUAACGCAAAAAGACGCAACUUGAAGUGGAUGCAACACAAAGUAUGACUGUACUUUUACCUAGGAAUAAGUCUGUCUGAAUUCAAUGGCCCUUACUUCUGAGUAAGCAUGCACCAAAUUGCAUUAAGUGGUAGUGAUAGAAUGGUUCAAGUACUGUAGAGCUUUUUAACACUCGCUUCCUGCUUUAAAGCAGCUCCUAAUUAAAAGAAAAGAAAAGUUUGAACACUAAUAUUAAGUUGGAAGGGGUGAAAUCAAAGAAGCAGCUGGGAAGUGGGGCUGGAUAUCUUUUUCUCCAGGAAGGAAAUUUAAAAUGAUAUUGCCUUCUGGAUUUGGGCCCUAGAAGUAAAGUUUCACACUGCAAAAAAAUGUAUGAAGUUGUCCAUAAGAAUCCAGUGGGACUUUCUAUAUUUCAUUACAAGACAAGUUUAGGACAAGUUUAUACAGCGAAUGCAUUAUGAGAUAUGCAAGUUUAAAACAUUCACUUUUUCCAUUUAUGGGAGUAUGUCUUUUCAAUUAUUCAGUCACACAACUGCAUUCCAGCUCUCAUUCUGCAAACAUUCUAGGCUCCUUUCUUACCUAUAUUCCACAGGCAGAAUUUCAGCAGCAAGAUUUUCGUAACUUUUCACAGCAGAUGCAUCUGAAAAGAUAAUAGUAAAGUAAUAAAGCUAUCUAUAGCUUAAAGAAUAACAUGAUUCCACAGGAAGGAAACACAUAUACCCGUUUGGUUCAGGUGAUCCUGCUGCAUCUGUGAACACCUAAGCUCUUCAUUUGUCUCUUUCAGUGCAUCACGCUGAACUAUCAAUCUCUGAAAAUAAAACAAAGUUUAAGAGUGGUAAAUGUGAAAUGCAUUUUUUUCUCUGUCUAUGUUCUAUCUGUUUUCCUCCCGGGGUGUCAAGUGAGGCUCCUGCAAAAUUCCGAAAUGGCUGUCCCCGCCCCAAGUUCCAUGGUGGCCCCGUGAGCAUGCCACAAGUUGUGCUGGCAUCAGGCAUGACACGUCUGCAUUCCCCACAGCUUGCAUGAAUGAACUGCCAUGGAAAAAAUCCUGUAAUGAGUCACUGCGAAUUGGGCAGCUCCCAGUACUGGCACCACCACCAAGGUCUCCCCUGGUGAUCGUAGAGUACAAGAUGGUUGACAUUUUUAAGUACUUUGGGUCCCAAGUAAUUUUGGGCUUUAUAUGCUAGUAUUGUCAUGCUGGCCACAUGACCUGAAAGCUGUACGCCAGCUCCCUCGGCCAAUAAAGCGAGAUGAGCGCCGCAACCCCAGAGUCGGCCACGACUGGACCUAAUGGUCAGGGGUCCCUUUACCUAUGCUAGUAUUAGUACCUUGAAUUAGACCUGGCAGCUCACUGGGAGCCAGUGCAGUGCUUUCAGGACUGGUGAUACAUAGCUUCACUUAGCUCCUCCACUUAUCAGCAUGGCUGCAGCAUUCUACACUAGCAGCAGCCUACUGUCUUCAAGGGCAGCACCAUAGAUAGUGCAUUACAGUACUCCAGACAAGAAGUUGCCGAACAUGGACAAUUGAUGCCAGG
Molecule: messenger RNA, 21576 nt
Organism: Podarcis lilfordi (Lilford's wall lizard)
Lineage: Eukaryota; Metazoa; Chordata; Lepidosauria; Squamata; Lacertidae
Source: the annotation of a GenBank genome assembly